This is a messenger RNA of Didymodactylos carnosus, 1359 nucleotides long. The record is from the annotation of a GenBank genome assembly. NCBI's taxonomy places the organism in Eukaryota, Metazoa, Rotifera, Eurotatoria, Philodinida, Philodinidae.
AUGAAAAAGUUCCUGAUAAAUGGGACACAUCCGUGGCAAGAUGUAAAUCAAGGCUGUAAACACACACUAUCGGUAGCACGACAUCAUCGAUCAGAUAUUCAAUAUACACGUACCAAUAUGUCGCAAUUUCAGUUUGAUCAUUCGAUUUUGUGUUCUACGCCCCAGUCUAUGGGUGGUUUUGUUCGACGUGCGAUGAAACGUCAAAAUGAGAAUAAAGAAAACAUCACGGGUGAGGAUGAUUACAUUGAGGAGAAGAAGCCUCGAUUACUUGAUGACGAUGAAAAUCUACUUUCAUCAUCGAGUUGGCCGACACCAUCAAUGGAUGAUUCGACUGAAGUUUAUUCGAGUUUCGAUGAACAAAAUGCUUCUUAUCUGUGUCGCACUCCUCUGGGUCGAAUAGUGAAUAAUCAGGCACGUCAUGCGUGGCAUCCAAGAGACACUGAUGGUUUGGAAUCACGUCAUUACAAUCUUUCGUCUGUGAAACGAAGAAAUCGUCGUGGUGUAUAUCCAUCAACAAGAGUUCGAAAUGGUGUGACACGCGAAAUAAUCGAGUACAGUUCAACACUGGGAAGCUAUGGCAGUGGUCCAAGUAGUUUCAAAGAACCGAAUGGUUUGGCGGUGUUUUCCAAUGGUUUCAUUGCUGUCGUCGAUACCAACAGUCACACAGUAAAAAUAUUUGAUUCAUUCGGUCACUAUCACAGUUCAUUCGGUCAUCCUGGCAAGAAUGAAGGCGAUUUGUUGUAUCCGUAUCGAUGUGCCGUUAUGCCACACACAGAUGAUCUCGUUGUUGUGCAACGUCGACCAAAGCCACAAAUCCAGAUUUUCACCUCGGAUGGCAUAUUCAAAACAAGAUUUGGCGAACAUUUGAGAGAACCGCGCGCGUUCUCCAUCGACUCGUUGCAACAAAUACUCGUCAUUGAAUCAAAAGUCAUGACAUUACACAUUUUUGAUGGUAAUAAUGAUGGUCGAGUGCUUGGCUGUUACAAUUUACGACAACACCUUCAAUUUCCAACAGGUAUCUGUUCAAAUGUCGACAAAAAUGAAAUAUUCAUCAGCGACAAUCAAUUGCAUUGUGUUCAAAUUGUCUCGUAUCAAGGCCAAUACUUACGUUGCUUACGUGAUCAAAAUUUUAUCUUGUAUCCUAUUUGUUUAAAGUUGAACUCGAAAAGUCAUCUUAUUGUCGUCGACAAUCAUCAUGGGCUAAAUAUGACGGUCUAUGAUGAGAAUCAACAACGAAUUGGGGCGUUUAGUUCACGUACGUGUCAUGCACAAAUCUUGGAUGCCACUUUGGGUAUGAAUGAUACAAUGUUCGUGGCGACGCGCGAUUACCGCGUAUAUCAAUAUGAAUUACCGUGUUGA